GCUUUUCUAGUCACAGGGUAAGGCGUAGCCCAGCCCAGUCCACUGGGGUUCGAAGUAGCUUGUACUCAGGCCAGGGCCCCGGACGCCCGGGUUUUGUCCGGGCCAGCGUUCGGUCGCGGCGGAUUUGCGACGGGUUUGUCUGACGACGUCGUUCCGACCCUGGUUCGCGGGAACGAUUUGUGAUGCAUCAACUGCGAACAACUCUAACGAUGAAACCCGCGCAAAUGAGCUUCGCAGACUUUUCCCGACAUUUCCCUCAGUCUCCUCGCGUCCAUGCCUUCUACAAAGUGACAACCUGCUGAAACCCGUCGCAUUCGCCCGUCAUCUCGCCUUUUAUCCGUGGUAUUUUAGUCUUCUACGCUUCAACAUGUUUGCCAGCGCAGUUGUGGCGUUGUUGCCGUUAGUUGGUGCUACCGCGCUCGAUACGGUGCAGUACGGAGCUUUUCUGGAGACGGCCACGUACUCGGUGGCCAACCGGCUUGGCUUCUUCGAGGCCACUGGGCUCAAUGUCAUCUAUAAUCAGGUCCCCAAUAGCACCGCCGCCUUUUCGUCACUGCUGUCUGGCGAGUACGACAUCCUCACGGCCACCGUAGACAAUGCACUCAACUACCGCUUCAACCAGGACCAGAAUGUCACCGUGCUGGGGCAGCUGGACCAAGGACCGGAUCUUGUCAUCGCGUCGAUUCCCUCCAUAACCAACGCGUCGCAGUUGGUUGGCAAGCCCAUCAUCGUCGACUCGCCCGUCAGCGGGUAUGCCUAUCUCCUGAGGAAAGGUCUUUCCAAUCUUGGUCUGGAGCUGUAUGAUGACUACUACUUCAUGACGGUUGGAGGCACCAGUGCACGCUAUGCAGACCUGCUGAGCGGCACCACAUCCAACGGCAGUGCUGUGUACGCCACCAUCCUGAACUACCCCUUCACUGUCCAGGGUCAGUCACUGCCCGACGGCCAAGCCCCCAACAUCCUGGCUCGCGUGUCCGACCACGUUGCCCCCAUCACGUCCAGUGCCUUCACCGUCCGCGAGUCGGCUUUGAGCGACGCAGCUGAGAGCACCCUAUUGGCCCGCUUCAUGGCGUCCAUGUAUGCAGCCAACUUGUUCCUUCUCAACGCCAACAACGCAAAUUGCUCCAUUGGCGCCAUGGCAGCGCAGUUAGGCGUGACUGCCACCAUUGCUGCGCUCGAGUAUGCUUCCGUGACCAACUCGCUUUCUGGUGAGGUCUCGCCUGGUGGCAAUUUUACAGUCAACAAGGAGGGCAUUUUGAACGAUAUCGCCGUGAGAGCUAGCUUUGGCGGUUUCAGUGGUGUGUCUGAUGGAUUCGACUACGUGGCUGCACUUGAACCUGGUUCCGGGAAUUUGAUUGACUACUCAAUUAGAGAUGCGGCUGUGGCCUUGUAUGACAGCUCUACUAUUGUCGGAAACUGCUCUGUCCCGACUUACAGUAGACAGCACGUAUGAUGUGCCGUAACUCGCAACAGAAGGUUGGGCAAUCCGUAUUCAGCUGUCUUCGCCGAACCAGGCUGUGCUCUAGGCAGAAUUACACUUAUGAGGUCGCCGCCAGGCAGGGCAAUCAGGCCAAACCCGCAUUUCCCCUCCAAGCCUAGGCUACAACCAUCAAAAUUAGCAUUCUUAGUUGGGAGAUACCAUGAUUCUCCUUUAAUUUAUAUGCUUUCUCCUCAACCCCGUGGUGGUGAUUAGAAGAGCUCCAGCUAGCAUGAAUCGAGUACCGCCCCUAGAUGGGAAAGUACGGCCAAGUGCAGAGCCGAACGCCUACAAAACCCAGCAUCAAGCCAGAAGUAGCCAUCAUAGAGAAGAAGAAAAAAAACAUCUUUUUUUGGCCUUCGUAUAAAUCUCCCCUAACCAGAACGUACAUCAGGUUUCUACCUAUAAUAUCUCGCCAGUAGUUAGAACUCAACCGCAAUACUUGUC
Pseudomassariella vexata is the source of this 1924-nucleotide messenger RNA. RefSeq lists its product as uncharacterized. Lineage: Eukaryota; Fungi; Ascomycota; Sordariomycetes; Amphisphaeriales; Pseudomassariaceae. The transcript is spliced from 3 exons. The coding region runs from base 368 to 1453 and encodes 361 amino acids. The record is from RefSeq and is a predicted model, not a curated record.